ACAAAAAAAAUGAGAUAUAUAUUCCAGCUACAUUACGUUAUUUUAAAUCAUAUGACUGGAAAUUAAUUGUUGUGACCUAAUUUUAAAUGUUUGUCACAAACUGAAAACAUGAGUAUUCUCAUUAGAGGCAAUAAAAGUAUAAGGAAAUCAAUAUCAUGUGAGUUUGAUUGAUCUUGGACAGAUGUCUACUGCCACCUUGUGGCUCCUGUAAAAAGAGAACGCCUGAUAAAUGCACGAGUCUUAAUAUGUUCCUAACAUAUUAACAUUGUUUUAAUCCAUCAUAUGGUCUCAUUCAACAUAGUCUUAAACUAAGCUAAAUACAAAGUCAGUGUAAAUGUGCCUUAGAAGGCAGUUCUAUAGCUCCUAUGCACUGUAAGGUCUCCGGCCCCUUUAUUAUUUUGCAUGCGCGUUCCUUGUCUCCCCAUCGGAUAUAUUUUUAUUUGACACUGCAUCAACCCGGCGACGGCAGCUAGCUAGCAGCUAAUUUGCUAAACAUUCAAGCGUUCAAUUAUUUAAUUCAUUUAUGACAAUUAAAGGCCUAUCAAACUCAGCCGUGAUGAAGCCAGCAGUCGACGAGAUGUUCCCUGAAGGAGCUGGGCCAUACGUGGAUCUUGAUGAGCUGCUCGACACAGAACUGCUGAUGGAACUGGCCGCCAAUGAUGAGGCAGUUCAUGUAGACAUUUUCAAUGAUUUUGAAGACCUUUUUGAUGACGAUGAUAUCCGGUGAGGAAGAUUGAGUUUCUUUUUUUUUUUUACUUUUGAAAAGGAAUUGAUUGAAUGAACGAGUGGAUGAGCUAAUAUACGUAUCAUGUACAUCUUUUUUCUUCUUCAUUUUUUCAGGACUACACGGCAAACUAACUAUUUAAACUCUAAUGACAUACCAUUUACAUUCAGGCAAAUAUGCGUGCUAGUUCUAGGUUUAAAAAUACAUUCUUACUAAAUCGCCACUGCUGCCACCAGAUGUUGCAAGGUUCCGAACAAAUCCCAGGCA
Messenger RNA from Coregonus clupeaformis (lake whitefish), 991 nucleotides. Its product is annotated as COP9 signalosome complex subunit 9-like. The coding region runs from base 524 to 727 and encodes 67 amino acids. The transcript is spliced from 3 exons. Gene Ontology annotation, biological process: negative regulation of protein neddylation. Lineage: Eukaryota; Metazoa; Chordata; Actinopteri; Salmoniformes; Salmonidae. The record is from RefSeq and is a predicted model, not a curated record.